Molecule: messenger RNA, 1963 nt
Organism: Erinaceus europaeus (western European hedgehog)
Lineage: Eukaryota; Metazoa; Chordata; Mammalia; Eulipotyphla; Erinaceidae
Product: annexin A8
Exons: 12
Coding region: 139-1122 (327 amino acids)
Biological process (GO): negative regulation of serine-type endopeptidase activity; endosomal transport; endosome organization
Cellular component (GO): cytoplasm
Molecular function (GO): calcium-dependent phospholipid binding; calcium ion binding
Source: RefSeq, a predicted model, not a curated record
CACACCCAACCCAACCCCGAGCACCCUGUUCAUCCAUGUGUGGCAGCAGCAAGAGUAGAGUCUCCUGGUUGAGAGAAAGCUAAUUGUGAACACUCUGCCACCAUCUCCCUGAGAAGACACAACCUAGAGGUAGACAAGAUGGCCUGGUGGAAAGCCUGGAUGGAACAAGAGGGUGUCUCAGUGAAGGGCAGCUCCCACUUCAACCCAGAUCCUGAUGCAGAGACUCUCUACAAAGCCAUGAAGGGGAUCGGGACCAACGAGCAGGCCGUCAUCGACGUGCUCACGAAGAGAAGCAAUGUGCAGCGGCAGCAAAUUGCCAAGUCCUUCAAGGCACAGUUUGGCAAGGAUCUCGUGGAGACCUUGAAGUCAGAGCUGAGUGGCAAAUUUGAGAGGCUCAUCAUAGCGCUCAUGUACCCGCCAUACAGAUACGAAGCCAAGGAGCUACAUGAUGCCAUGAAGGGCAUGGGAACCAAAGAGGGUGUCAUCAUUGAGAUCCUGGCUUCUCGGACCAAGAACCAGCUGCGGGAGAUAAUGAAGGCCUAUGAGGAAGACUAUGGCUCCAAUCUGGAGGAAGACAUCCAAGCAGACACCAGUGGCUACCUGGAGAGGAUCCUGGUGUGCCUCCUACAGGGGAGCAGAGAUGAUGUGAGCGGUUUUGUGGACCCAGGCCUAGCCAUCCAAGAUGCACAGGACCUGUAUGCAGCAGGUGAGAAGAUUCAUGGGACUGAUGAGAUGAAGUUCAUCACCAUCCUGUGCACGCGCAGUGCCACACAUCUGAUGAGAGUGUUUGAGGAAUAUGAGAAGAUUGCCAACAAGAGCAUUGAGGACAGCAUCCGAAGUGAGACCCACGGCUCUCUGGAGGAGGCCAUGCUGACAGUUGUGAAAUGCACCCGGAACAUCCACAGCUACUUUGCAGAAAGGCUUUACUACGCCAUGAAGGGAGCGGGGACUCGUGAUGGGACCCUGAUAAGAAACAUUGUUUCUCGGAGCGAAAUUGACUUGAAUCUUAUUAAGAGCCAGUUCAAGAAGUUAUAUGGCAAGACUCUCAGCAGCAUGGUCAUGGAAGACACCAGUGGUGACUAUAAGAAUGCCCUGCUGAACCUGGUGGGAAGUGACUCAUGAAGCCUCAGCAUGACACAAGCAAAGGCCAAGAAAGUAGAAGCAAUGGUCCUGCUUUCUCAACAUUGGCCAUGGAUGGGGGGGGGCAGGGGGCAGGGGCAGGGAAUCAUAAGAAAACUUUCAGUCUUCUAUCUCUAAGUUUCCAGAGCCUUCCAAUCUUCUUUUCUCACCCAAAAGGAAGAGGUCCUCCCAUAGCCAUCUUACCAAGUUAAUUCUAGAUAUGAAUACUUGCCAAUCUUAGCAUUUUUGUGGACCAACAAAUAGCAUAGCAGGAAGUGGUCUUCAUGAGCUCUUGAACCUUUCUUCUUCCCUACAGAGGAACCUCUCAAGUUUGACCACAGAGUCACCUGGGAGCAAGUCAGCCAUAUGUCCUGCCCCUCCAUCCUCCUCCUCUCACCCCCACUACUAAUCAAGAUCUGCAAAUGAAAGAUCAAAGAAUAAGGAAUUUAAAUAAAUAUCUCAACUUCUCUACCAGGUGACCAGUGAGAAGGCUGUGAAAGCCUGUUUAUUUCAGAGUUAAGACAAAGAAAACAUGUAUCUAGGCCAACUAGGUAUUACUAACAUUCAUCUCCAGGCUUCAUCUUGAAUUAUUAAGCAAUAGGUAGAGGAAAAAUCACCUUGCGUCCUAAAAAUUGAGAAAGCUGCAAAUCCAUGCCAUGAUGCUAGGACACUGUUCUUUAAAUGGCUCAAGCUAUUCCAGUCAAUAAUCAUAUUAAUUUUCUUUCCUUCUGGAACACAGGCACAGAGCAUCUUUUAUCCUGACCGAAUGGCAAAGGGAAUUGUUUGUGGGACAAACAGAUACCUGUGCUGUAUAUUUCAGAAUAAUAAAGAUUUGUACAUUCCA